UUGUCGUAAACGUAGACAGGAAAAAGGCUCCUUUUAUAAAGCAGACUAUCGCCACGGUUGCCUCAUGCGUCAGACUGAGCUCAACACCGAGCCACCGUCCAUAUAAGAGUAAAUAGUUACCGCUAUAGCCACCCCGACACUAAAGAUACCCAUGCCUCGAGCGAGACUAUGACUUCCAUCCAGCGACGAUCGAUCCCAACUCUCGGACCACUGCACCCGCCCAACGUCGAGAAACACGCCGUCAAACCGUCCAUCGCACGGCAUGUUCAGAUCCGCGUCUCGGAUCCCCUCGACCACAGUGUGCAGGCCAUCUUGCACGAACCACAUAGCUAUAACGCCAUGCAGGCCAGCUAUGAUUUAUCUACAUUUCUUUUUAAACUGACUGGUCUACGAGGAAUCUAUACUUCCCUUGCCGAUAAGCUGGCCGUCCUCCUCUCCAUCCCAUGCAUUCGACUCGACUACCGCCAACCAGGAACAACGCAGUGCUGUAUUUUCGACAUCCUGGGGGCCUUCACCUAUCUCUCACGACAUUUCAGCUCCUCGCGUUUCGUGCUGGUGGGAUGGUCGUUUGGCGGAGCCCCCUGCUUCACCGUUGCGUCAAGGGAACCGCAACGUGUUCGGGGUGUGGCGACCAUCGCCUCCCAGACGGCAGGGACGGUCGGGAUCACGAAGCUGGCGCCCCGGCCGGUGCUGUUACUACACGGGACGGGGGAUAGAGUGCUUUCGUAUCUGUGUGCAAAGUCGUUGUAUCACGAGUACGGCACCGAGGGCCAGCGCGAGAUGGAAUUGUACGAAGGCGACGACCAUGGGUUGACCAUGAACGCGCCCGAGGCCGAACAGAGGAUCUUCAAGUUUGUCGCGCGGUGUCUCGAGCUCGAGAGUCUCUUGGAUCGUGAGGUCAGCGACAAGGCACGGCAGGAUCUGGUGGAGAGUCGCGAGGAGAGGAUCAGAGAGAUGGAGAUGGGCAGGGAUCUAGAGGGAGGAGAAAAGAUUUGAUUUG
This is a messenger RNA of Penicilliopsis zonata CBS 506.65, 1000 nucleotides long. RefSeq lists its product as hypothetical. The transcript is spliced from 2 exons. The record is from RefSeq and is a predicted model, not a curated record. Lineage: Eukaryota; Fungi; Ascomycota; Eurotiomycetes; Eurotiales; Aspergillaceae. Bases 169 to 996 code for a protein of 275 amino acids.